Molecule: messenger RNA, 2924 nt
Organism: Colias croceus (clouded yellow)
Lineage: Eukaryota; Metazoa; Arthropoda; Insecta; Lepidoptera; Pieridae
Product: high mobility group protein DSP1-like
Exons: 6
Coding region: 364-1872 (502 amino acids)
Biological process (GO): regulation of transcription by RNA polymerase II
Molecular function (GO): DNA binding, bending
Source: RefSeq, a predicted model, not a curated record
UACGCGACGUUGCCAACUGUAUUGACUUAGGUACGGUGAUAGAACGUACGCGCUUUGUGUAGAACUUAUAGCCGGCAGUUUUUUUGCUCAUCAUUAAUAUCGGAGAUCUCGUGAAUAUUGAUACUGAAACCAUUGUGCGACUUACAAUUACCAUGUGCAAUAUAUAGUUAUAGUGAGUCUUUGUCAUGAAAAUUCCAUUGGUGUGUUAGUGUCCGUGUACUUGGUAAAAACAGAACCGAAAGCGAGGUUAAGUGUUUAUUACUGUUUAAAAAUAAAGGAUAUGGUUUUUAUAUAACCAAAGAGAUUAAAACAAUAAGCUGCGAAGGAUAAAGAAACUGGUUGGCCGAAAGCGGGGAUCGUGAUAUGGGGGAACGGGGCGCGACGGGGGGCGCUUGGGGUGCGCGCGACGAUGCCUCAUGGUGGUCAGGAGGCUCAGGUGAACUUCAACACCAACAGCAAAUAAAUGAGGAAAUAGCGAGGAGUACAGCGGCUGCUACUCAUCAGUUAUAUACAUAUAAGAUGACUGGAGGAUUUUCAAACAAUGGCGGAGAUAAUUCUACCCCUAAUUUCGAUUAUCGUAUGAUUAGUAAUCCCAGUACUAGGGAGGAGUCUCCUCAACAACCCUGGUGGUAUGCUUCGGCGUCUGUAGAAAAUCAACAAUCUUCAUCUCCUUCGUCUCAAAACCAAGGCAGUUCAGAUUCAGAACAAAAUAACCAGCAAUCUAACGGUAUACAGCAAAGCCAUCAGGCAUUACAACAACAAGUACAAAAAGAACAAAACCAAAUACAACAACAACAGAAUCAAUUACAACAACAGUUGCAACAACAUCAGAACCUGCAACAAGCUCUUCAGCAACAGGCUCAAAACCUGCAGCAAUCUUUACAACAGAACCAGCAGCAAACAUUACAACAGAUGUUACAGCAACAACAACAGCAGCAGCAGCAACAACAGCAGCAGCAGCAGCAACAACAGCAACAGCAGCAGCUACAGCAGCAACAACAACAGCAGCCAAAAAUAGAUCAACAAAAUAACCAGCAAAACUUGAUUCAAGUUUCACAAGCUCAAGCUCAAGCACUUGUGCAAGCUCAAGCAGCAUUACAACAGCAAGUUGUUCAGACAUUACAACAACAACAACAAAGUCUGCAAGAACAUUUGCAAGCUGUCCAACAACAACAAAUACAAGCUGCUUUACAAAGGCAAUCUGCUACUCUUCAGGAAUUGCAGCAACAGGCUCAGCAGCAAGCCUUAAUAGCUCAAAAUACUGUGAAAACAAGAAUGCCGCGAUCAAAAGCGUAUAAUAAGCCGAAAGGGCGCAUGACAGCAUAUGCAUUCUUUGUACAAACGUGCCGGGAGGAACAUAAGAAGAAAUAUCCUGAUGAGAAUGUCGUGUUCGCAGCUUUCUCGAAAAAGUGCGCGGAGAGAUGGAAUACAAUGUCAGAAAAGGAGAAGCAGAGGUUCCACGAAAUGGCGGACAUGGACAAGAAGAGAUACGACAUGGAGAUGAUGAACUACGUGCCGCCGAGAGACAUAAAGUUGCGCCUGCGCAAGCGGCAGAACACUAAGGAUCCGAACGCGCCCAAACGAUCGCUGUCGGCGUUCUUCUGGUUCUGCAACGAUGAGAGGUCGAAAGUCAAGGCGAAUAAUCCAGAAUACACAAUGGGAGAUAUCGCCAAGGAGUUGGGCAGGCGCUGGGCAGCCGCAGACCCAGAGACCAAGUCCAAAUAUGAAGCGCUCAGUGAAAAGGACAAGGCGAGAUAUGAUCGGGAGAUGACAGCGUACAAAAAGGGACCCCUUGCCUUACAACAGCAAGUACAACAGCUAGACGCGGUAGAAAACGUAGUCGAGUAUGAACGGAAUGAUGAAUAUAAGUGAAAACCCAUAGUAUUUUAAUUUAAGUUGUCAUGAACAUUUUCACCGGUAUUUUGUUGGUCGAGUGAAUGGUGUUGAAUUUUGGACAGAUUUUGGUUGAAAUGUGGAUAAAUAUGAUCUUGUAUGAAGAUUGGGCUUGGGACACAGUGUUCGGGUUUAGUCAUUUACCUUUUUAUUACAUAACGGACUAACUAAAAACAGAGUUUAAAACAUUUGUAACGGUCUAAAUAAAAGUCUUAGUACAAACACGUUAUGGGUUAAUACAUAAGGACAAGUUUGAACAUCUGUACUAUAUGGUAUGGUAUAUUUUAUAUUUUUAAAUAUAAUGGUAUAUUUUUAAAUAUAACUAUCGAUUGCUGUGCGUGUUUCUCGCUAAAACUCGAAAUAUUAUGUGUAAGAGAUAUAUUCGCCGGGUCAUCUGGUUAUUAAUUAUAUUAAUAGGUUUAUGUUUAAAUACCUAAAUUAAGAGAAAUACUGUGCUUAAGAUUUUUUUGUUUAUUUUAGUUGUUGUGUUGUAUAUGUUAAACAAUAUAUGAUGAAUAUAUGCAAAAUAUUUAUAAUAAAAUGCACAAUUUAUACCUACAGAACAGAACAAUAAUUUAAAUGCGAGAUGGCAGAAAUUAUCCGCCUUUGUACAAUUAUCAUCACACGGGACUAUUAACAUUAAUCAGAAAAACUGGAACUUUCUCGAACAUUGUGUACAGGCCCUAAUCUUUUGACUUACUGCGAAUAUUAACUAUAAAACACGAACACGAAUUCUUGCAAAUAAAAAAAGGAAAUAAUCUCUUUUUUCGAGUCGAGUAAUUUUAUAUGACCAAGUCGAGAAGUCGCUAUUGAAGGCAAUACAAACGGAUGUAACAUUUAUAUUAAUUUCUUAGAUUAUUUAACACUUGUUUUAUUUUGUUUUAUAUAAAACUUAUAAAUCUUUAAUAAAAAAAAAAUGUUGAAAUUAUAGUUUUUAUAAUAAACUAUCCAUGAUACGGAUAGGCGUUUACAAACGCGUAUAAGUAACAAAAAUGUAAAAUAAAUAAAAAAUAAAGUGAUUUAAUGAGCAA